This is a messenger RNA of Eublepharis macularius, 3411 nucleotides long. It is a transcript of the gene SARDH, whose product is annotated as sarcosine dehydrogenase. Bases 68 to 2809 code for a protein of 913 amino acids. The transcript has 21 exons. Gene Ontology annotation, molecular function: protein binding; sarcosine dehydrogenase activity. The record is from RefSeq and is a predicted model, not a curated record. Gene Ontology annotation, cellular component: mitochondrion; mitochondrial matrix; cytoplasm. Lineage: Eukaryota; Metazoa; Chordata; Lepidosauria; Squamata; Eublepharidae.
GCCACCUGUGGCCGGCGGGCUUGGCAGGUCGGGGGCGACGCAGCUCCGGCGCGGGUACCAGUUCAAUAUGGCCAGCCUAAGACGCAUGUUCCAAAUAGCCUCAGCUCUCCAGCCCCCAUCAUCUGGACGGAGGAUCCAGUUUUUCAACACUAUACCCAGCCAGACAUCAGAAAAGAAUGUCCCAUACCAGAAGACUCUGAAGGAGGGUGACUCCCAAGGAAAAAGUCCCACCCAGCCACUCCCUGCUUCAGUAGAUGUGGUGGUGGUUGGAGGAGGCAGUAUUGGAUGCCAAACCAUCUAUCAUCUUGCUAAGAUGGGGGUGACCAAUGUCGUCUUACUUGAGAGGGAUCGACUGACUUCUGGGACAACCUGGCACACAGCAGGUCUCUUGUGGCAGCUGCGCCCAAGUGAUGUGGAAGUUGAGCUCUUAGCUCACACCCGUAAUGUGGUCAGCCGGGACUUGGAGCAAGAGACAGGCCUCCAUACAGGAUGGAUUCAAAAUGGAGGCCUCUUCAUUGCUUCUAACAAACAACGAUUAGAUGAAUACAAGCGACUCAUGUCUCUGGGUAAAGUUUAUGGUGUUGAAUCCUACAUCCUGUCCCCUGGAGAGACCAAGGACUUGUAUCCCUUGAUGAAUGUGGACGACCUCUAUGGCACACUCUAUGUUCCCAAAGAUGGCACUAUGGAUCCUGCAGGCACUUGUACCACCCUUGCUCGGGCAGCCACUGCCCGAGGUGCUCUGAUUAUUGAGAACUGCCCUGUGACUGGUAUCAAGGUGAGAACAGACGACCUGGGUGUACAGAGGGUGGCAGCUGUGGAGACGAGCCAUGGAACCGUCCAGACUCCCUGCGUGGUGAACUGUGCAGGUGUGUGGGCCCGAGCCCUGGGGAAGAUGGCCGGUGUCAACGUGCCUCUCGUGGCGAUGCAUCAUGCCUACGUUGUGACAGAGAGAAUCGAGGGCAUCCAGAAUAUGCCGAAUGUUCGAGAUCACGAUGCAUCGGUGUAUCUGCGUCUCCAAGGCGAUGCCCUUUCUGUGGGUGGAUAUGAGUCAAACCCAAUUUUCUGGAAGGAGGUAUCAGAGAACUUUGCCUUUGGGCUCUUUGAUCUCGAUUGGGAUGUGUUUACACCGCACAUUGAAGGCGCUGUCAACCGAGUCCCCGUUUUGGAGAAAACAGGAAUUAAAUCCACAGUCUGUGGGCCAGAAUCCUUCACUGCUGACCACAAGCCUCUCAUGGGGGAAGCGCCAGAGGUCCAAGGCUUUUUCCUGGGUUGCGGUUUCAACAGUGCUGGAAUGAUGCUAGGCGGUGGCUGUGGGAAGGAGCUGGCCCACUGGAUAGUUCAUGGGCGUCCUGAAAAGGACAUGUAUGGCUAUGAUAUCAGGAGAUUUCACCACUCCCUCACUGGAAACAAUCGCUGGAUCCAAGAGCGGAGCCACGAGUCAUACGCCAAGAACUACUCUGUCGUCUUCCCUUAUGAUGAGCCCCUGGCAGGCCGCAACCUAAGGAAGGACCCCCUGCAUGAGGAGCUUCUUCAGCAAGGCUGUGUCUUUCAGGAGAGACACGGGUGGGAGAGGCCAGGCUGGUUCAAUCCAGAGGGUGAAGCACAGGUUCUAGAUUAUGACUAUUAUGGGGCAUAUGGCCAUAAACCUCAUGAUGACUAUGCUUAUAACCAGCUGCUGUCGGAUGAGUACACUUUUGAUUUCCCCCGUCAUCACAAAAUUAUCAGGAAUGAGUGCUUAACCUGCCGAAAUGCACUGGCUGUAUUCAACAUGUCUUACUUCGGCAAAUUUUACCUUGUUGGCCCUGAGGCUACGAAAGCGGCCAACUGGCUAUUUACGGCUGAUGUUAGAAAGCCCGCAGGGGCAACUGUCUACACAUGCAUGCUAAAUGAACGCGGGGGAGUUGAAAGUGACCUGACUGUCAGUCCAAUAGAGCCCAGCAGCCUGGAUUCAGCACUGGCACCAGCCUUUGAAGGAGAUGGCUACUACCUCGCUAUUGGAGGGGCUGUGGCCCAACAGAACUGGUCUCACAUCACCAGGACACUGCAGGACCAGAAGUUUCGGUGCCGGUUGAUUGACCAAUCAGAAGAGCUUGGGAUGAUCAGCAUUCAAGGGCCAUCUAGCCGUGCAGUCUUGCAGGAAGUGCUUGAUUCAGAUCUCAGCAAUGAGGCCUUCCCAUUCUCCACCCACAAGCUGGUGAAAGCUGCAGGCUGCAUGGUCCGUGCCAUGAGGCUGUCAUUUGUAGGAGAGAUGGGCUGGGAGCUUCAUGUGCCCAAGAAGCACUGCGUGAGCGUCUACCGGUCUGUCAUGAAAGCUGGUGCCAAGUAUGGCAUAACCAAUGGUGGCUACAGGGCCAUUGACUCCCUCAGCAUUGAAAAAGGCUACAGACACUGGCAUGCAGACCUCCGGCCUGAUGACACUCCCCUAGAGGCUGGCCUGGCUUUUACAUGCAAACUUAAAACUGAUAUCCCUUUCCUUGGACGGGAAGCCAUAGAGACCCAGAAAACAGCUGGAAUAUUCCGCCGCCUCGUCUGCUUCACUGUUGAUGAAAAGGUGCCCAUGUUUGGGUUGGAGGUCAUUUGGAGAAACGGCGAAGUUGUAGGACACAUCCGGAGAGCCGACUUUGGAUAUGCUGUCAACAAGACCAUCGCGUAUGGGUACAUCCGGAAUCCUGAGGGAGGGCCGGUCACUUCAGAGUUUGUGAAAAAGGGUGAAUACACUCUGGAAAGAAUGGGCGUUCCUUAUCCCGCCAAAGCCCAUAUCAAGUCACCUUUUGACCCAGACAACAAGAGAGUGCGAGGGAUAUACUGAAAUGAAUGGUCACAGAACUGGAUCAUGGGAAGAAAAGGGGCGGAUGAAUUGACCACAACCACAGCAGUCUGAGAUGGAAGAAGAGCACAGCAAGCCAGCAGGAUCUCUGUGAUGUUCUCUUUUUUUAUAUUGCCGAAGGCUGUCACACAAGCCUCAGGUGUCACACAAGCCUCAGGUAUUACGCCCUUUUGCUAGGCUGCGGCCCAACAUUCUCUUUUUUAAUUUUCGUGUGGGGGUGGGAUGAUUUGGCAAUUUCCACAACACCCUGAACUUUAACAACAGACUUGCUGGACGAGGCCAUGGUCCAACUAACCCAGUCUUCUGUUUCUAACCGCAUCUGGCCAGAGGCAUCCUUCUGUUGGUUGUCUACAGCACCCACUACUCACAGAUACGCUGCUGCUGAACAGGGAGUUUCCAUUUAGCUUUGUAGGACCUCUUACUGUUCUGGAUGACAACAACCAGAAAUGAAUGGCAUCAAAUGCCUUCCCGCCCUUCACAUUGUCUCUGCUGCAAACAUGAAAUAAUCUUGUCUUAAAUCUUAAUUAUGAGUUGUAAUUGAUUGACUGAAGCUUUAUGUUUGCAUGUGAAUAAAUUCAGUUUGA